Molecule: messenger RNA, 972 nt
Organism: Paramecium sonneborni
Lineage: Eukaryota; Ciliophora; Oligohymenophorea; Peniculida; Parameciidae
Source: the annotation of a GenBank genome assembly
AAAAAUAUGAAAACAUCUCCUUAAUCAUUUUAAAGAGAAAAUGAAGAAACAGUUUGGCAUACUAGAAAAUUGAGAUAAGAGACAGAGAAGGAUAUUCAAUUAAUGAAGAAUCGUCUAAAAUUAUUAAAGAGAGGAGAUGCACAGUUAUCAAAGAGAAUUGAUGAAACGAAAAAGAAAACUUAAUCUAUGAUUGAAUUAAAAAUGAAUCAUCAUUAAUAGAUUGAAUAAGUAAUCUAAUUUAUCACUUUCUAUUAGAAAAAACAAAAUUAAAAAAAUGAUGAAGCAUAAUUAAAGGACAAAUAAUAAUAAAAUUAUGAUCAAAAAAAACAAUAAGAAGAAUAAUUAGAUAUGAUUAAAAAAGCUAUGGAAUAAAUUAAAUUAGAAGAAUAUAAGAAAAUUAAGUAAAAUUUUAAUAAUAUGCAUUAGAGAGUUAUCAUUAAAAAAUGCUGAAAUGAUAAAUAAAUAAAAAUAAGAUUUCAUUUCUAAAAAUAGGGAAAAAAGAGAACAUAUUAAAGAGAUAAUGUAAAAAUCUAAAUCUAAUAUUUCUCUUUAUUGGAAUGAAAAAUUAUCUCACAUAUAAAAAGAAAAUGAGAAGUAUUUAUAAAUAAUUUAUAAUAAAUUAGAGCUAAAGUUGAAAAUAAAAGAGCCUGUGAACAAAACAAAGCCUUUUAAGAAAAAAUGGAAAUGGAAGAAUCUUAUAUGAUGUAGAAAUUAAUGAGAUCUUAAGAUGUAUAAAAGAAAUUAGCAAUAAAAUUGGAAAAAGCAAAAAAUUUACCUCAUGAUGAAUUUAAUUAGAUGAUAAAAGAAGAAGAAGAAAAUUCUAAUAACUUGAGAACAAAUAAAAGUGCUGAAAUUCCAAGAUGGUUACCAACUCCAGAGAAGGAUGCUGCAAUUAUCUAAAAUUUAGAAACUGAACCUAAAUAAGAUUCAGAUUAAUAGAAAAAAGAAGAUGAUUAAGAAUAGCAAGAAUGA